ACUCGCCCCCGGGCCGCGAGCCGGCAGGGACUAUAGGAGAUGCGGGUGCGCCCCGGGGCCGAACAGCCAGGCUGGGCGCGGGCGCGAUUGCAUUUGCCAACGGCUGGGGCGAUCGAGGCGGCCAAUCCCACGGCGGGUGCCGCGGGAGGGGCAGGCGGGGCACGGGGGCUCGCUGAAGCCGGCCCCCGGCGCUGGGGGCGUGCCCGGUUAUUUCUGCUCAGGCAGUCAGCGAGGUACACCUGGUAUUAAAGUUCUUAUGCCUGCACUUUCUCCAACAAUGGAAGAAGGAAACAUUGUGAAAUGGUUGAAAAAGGAAGGUGACACAGUGAAUGUUGGAGAUGCAUUGUGUGAAAUUGAAACGGACAAGGCAGUGGUUACCAUGGAAUCAAGUGAUGAUGGCAUAUUGGCUAAAAUACUGGUGGAAGAAGGAAGCAAAAAUGUUCGCUUGGGCUCACUAAUUGGUCUGCUGGUAGAGGAAGGUCAGGACUGGAAGCAAGUUGAAAUACCAGCUGAUGCUGGUGGUCCAUCUUCUGUGGCUCCACCAGCACCUGCACCUGCCUCAGCUCCUGCAGCUCCUUCAGUUUCAGCCCCUCCUAAGCUGCAACAUCAACCUGGGAAAUUGCAGGUUCGCUUAAGUCCUGCAGCUCGUAACAUUCUGGAGACACAUGGACUAGAUCCAAGCAAUGUUACACCUACUGGGCCUCGAGGAAUCUUCACUAAAGAGGAUGCUCUCAAACUUCUGCAAGAGAAGCAGAAAGGUAAACCCAGUGAAUCAAAACCUGUGGUUUCUCCAGCUCCUGCUGCAGUGCCUUCUCCUUCACAAGCAACAGCCAUGACUUCCUAUCCAAGGCCAGCAAUUCCACCAGUUUCCACACCAGGACAACCUGCUGCACUGGGCACAUUCACAGAAAUCCCAGCUAGCAACAUCCGAAGAGUUAUUGCUAAGAGAUUAACAGAGUCUAAAACCACCAUACCUCAUGCAUAUGCUGCUGCUGACUGUGCCAUUGAUGCUGUUUUGAAAUUAAGAAAAGAAUUGGCCAAAGAUGACAUUAAAGUAUCUGUAAAUGAUUUUAUUAUCAAGGCAACAGCAGUUACUCUGAAGCAAAUGCCAGAUGUGAAUGUAACCUGGGAUGGGGAAGUCUGCAGGCGGCUGCAGUCCAUUGACAUCUCCAUUGCCGUGGCAACGGACCGAGGGCUCAUUACACCAAUCAUAAAAGAUGUUGCUGCCAAGGGAAUACAGGAAAUUGCUGCCUCUGCAAAGGCUUUAGCAAAGAAGGCCAGAGAUGGAAAACUGUUACCAGAAGAGUACCAGGGAGGAUCUUUUAGUAUCUCCAAUCUGGGCAUGUUUGGCAUCAGUGAUUUCACAGCAGUCAUAAACCCUCCUCAGGCCUGCAUCCUCGCUGUGGGCCGAGCAAGACCAGAGCUCAAGAUUGUGGAGGAUGAAGAAGGGAAUGAGAAACUUGAGCAGCAUCAACUCAUGACAGUGACUCUCUCAAGUGAUGGUCGAGUGGUGGAUGAUGAACUGGCUUCAAAGUUUCUGGAGACCUUGAAAGCCAAUAUAGAGAAUCCAAUGCGACUGGCCUUAAAUUAAACUCAGUGAAGAUUGCUUCCUGGUUUGGCAACAUAGAUAAAAAUUAUAUACUUAGGAUUGUUUUUCUGUAUAGAGGAGUAAAUAGCUGAAGACGGACAGUUAAAAAUAUUUAAUUUAUGAAUUAAUGUGAAACACUCAUGAUUUUAGUCUUCUGUAAUAAUCAGGUUUUGUACUGUAAAGCUAAAAGACUUUGAAGUUAACAUACCACAUUUCUUUAAAUACUUAGUACCAAUGGCACAAGUUUGCAUAGGAAAAUCAAUCUCAUCUGUUAAAAAACUCAAUAAAACUUCAUGAAAUAUAAAAGGGAAUAAUAGAAUAAUUUGGUUUGGAAGGAACUUUUAAUGGUCAUCUAGUCCAGCUUCUCCUGCAAUGACCAAGGAUGUCUUCUGAGCCCCACCCACCCUGACCUUGAAUGUUUCCAGAGAUGGGGGAUCUUCUGCCUCUCUGGGCAACCUGUUCUGUUACCACCCUCACUGUAAAAAUCUUCCUUAUAUCUAGUUUGAAUCUACCUGCUUUCAGUUUAAAACUACCACCCCUUCUCCUAUUGCAACAGGCCCUGCUAAAAACUUGUUCCAGUCUUUCUUAAAAGCCUCCUUUAAGUAUUGAAAAAAACAGAACUUAAUUGUGCAAGCAGUGUUCUCAUAGAGGUCCCAGUAUGAAAGGUCAAAUUUCGCACACUGAAUAGUUGCCAAUUGAUGCUGUUCUUUGCAUGGAUGGAAUGUAGAUGUAAGUAGAAAAUGUUUCAUCUUCAGUGUAUAUUGAAAUGUUAUUUGGAGGCUCAAGUGCAGUGGCCUGAACUUUAACAGAAUUAGAUUGGUAUCUUUCUUACAUAUUAAUAUGGAACCACAUACUGCAUGUAAAUGUUAUGAAAUAACUGUUUACAGGACCUCAUGAGAAUAUAAAUUGUCAAUAGAAUUGUGGGAGUUUGUUUUAUUCUGGUUUGUGCAACUGCUUUUUCCUAAUAAUUUGUAGGAAUUAAUUAUGGCAGCAGCUUAACAAGUAAACAGCUACUUGCAGGACAACCUUUACUUAA
This is a messenger RNA of Vidua macroura (Pin-tailed whydah), 2624 nucleotides long. RefSeq names its product pyruvate dehydrogenase complex component X (gene PDHX). Lineage: Eukaryota; Metazoa; Chordata; Aves; Passeriformes; Viduidae. The record is from RefSeq and is a predicted model, not a curated record. The coding region runs from base 257 to 1591 and encodes 444 amino acids. Gene Ontology annotation, cellular component: mitochondrion; pyruvate dehydrogenase complex. Gene Ontology annotation, biological process: pyruvate decarboxylation to acetyl-CoA. The transcript is spliced from 11 exons. Gene Ontology annotation, molecular function: dihydrolipoyllysine-residue acetyltransferase activity.